This is a messenger RNA of Pteronotus mesoamericanus, 822 nucleotides long. It is a transcript of the gene PGBDF, whose product is annotated as chromosome unknown C17orf50 homolog. NCBI's taxonomy places the organism in Eukaryota, Metazoa, Chordata, Mammalia, Chiroptera, Mormoopidae. Bases 1 to 822 code for a protein of 273 amino acids. The transcript is spliced from 3 exons. The record is from RefSeq and is a predicted model, not a curated record.
AUGGAUAAGCAUGGCCUGAAGACCCCCUUGUGGAAGAAGGAACUGGAGGAGAACAGGGUCAGGGAGGAGGAGGCUGCGGAGGAGAGAUCGGAGGAGGAAGACGAGGGGAGGCCGUCUCAGGAGGACGCGGCCGAGGGCGAGGCCGAGCGCCGGGAGGCGGAGGGCCGCGAGGGCGGCGAACAGGGCUCGGUGUCCUACUGCCCGCUGCGCCAGGAGUCCAGCACCCAGCAGGUGGCGCUGCUGCGGCGCGCGGACCUCGGCCUCUGGGGCUGGCUCCUCCCCUUGGCGCUGCUGGGCGGCCUGUCGGCCCCCGCAGACAGGAAUCGAAGCCUCCCGGAGGAGCCGUGCGUGCUGCACACAAGGCGUCGGCCACCUCGUGGCAGGGGGUGUGCACGCUGCGAGAUCCUUUUUUGCAAGAAAUGCGGAAACCUGCACAGCAACCCGGCCUACAUAGCGCACUGCCUUCUGGAGCACUCGGAUCUGGGUAAGGCGCGGGUUUCGGGCGAGGCGGGGGCCGCCGGAGGCGCCAGAGCGCCCCCGCUCAAAGCUUUUGUGCCCUCCACUCCCGCAAACCCAGAACUCCCCAAAACUUUCUUCUGUCCACUGACGCCGAGCGCCCUCCUGCACAUCCCAGCACUGCCCGUUCUAGAGCUGCUCUCUGGGAGCGCCCCCAGGCCACCUUGGGCAAGCAGACCCACCGUCUAUGUAGCCAACGGUGGAACCCUCCGUCACCUGGAGUUCCAUUCCUCCGUAGAGCUCCUGGGGGCUCCUGUCCCCUGGCGGCACCCAGUGCCUCCUGCGCGCCUGACUCGCGUCCCCUGA